Messenger RNA from Paecilomyces variotii, 1271 nucleotides. RefSeq names its product Mis12 domain protein. NCBI's taxonomy places the organism in Eukaryota, Fungi, Ascomycota, Eurotiomycetes, Eurotiales, Thermoascaceae. The coding region runs from base 99 to 1112 and encodes 337 amino acids. Gene Ontology annotation, cellular component: chromosome, centromeric region; nucleus. The record is from RefSeq and is a predicted model, not a curated record. The transcript has 3 exons. Gene Ontology annotation, biological process: kinetochore assembly; protein localization to kinetochore; mitotic cell cycle.
CUUAUCGAAAUCAAUAACCAUCGCGUCCGCCCGCGCGGCAGGAAUUUCUAUCAAUCAAUUUGGCGAGAGAAUGCCUGCCUGCGGCGCAAUCUGUCAAUAUGAACGAUACGACAACUGCUCUGCUCACGGAACACUUUAGUUACACGCCUUUGUCUCUAAUAGAUGAUAUUAUCAACUCCAUCAACAAUCUCAUCUACCAAGCCAUUUCCAGUCUCGAGUCCGGACUUCUGUCGACCCCUCCGGAACGCCUGGGCUUCUCGCACACCAACGUUGGAUCCACUAUCCCUGACACCGAUGCGGAUGGAAACGUCGAGUAUCCUGAGGCAAAAUUAGAAAUAGAGAAUGGGCUCCAUCAGCUGGAGACACUGUUAGAGGCGACGGUUGACAAGGCGUUUGAUAAAUUCGAAAUCUACGUUCUACGCAACAUCUUGACGGUGCCUGAGAAUUUGGCAGGAUGGAUCAGACUUCGACAUUAUGAGAACCUCUCAUUCGACAACUUAUCAUCACCGAAUGCGCCCACUCCAGAGUCGAUAAAUGUCCAAAGAAAAAAGCUCCAUGAGACCAGAAAACUACAACGAGCCUUGAAGCAAGAGUCUGCCCGCAAUGAAGCAAUCAUCGCACAACUACGAUCCAUCAUUUCAAGCGCGGAAGCAACAACCACGAAACAAGCAGCCAGCAGCGCUGACUCUCAGGAUUCCCGACCAACUCGAGACCCCAAUCUCCCUGACCUUUCAUUCCUAACUUCCGACCCCGCCGCGACGCAGCUGAAGGUUGGAAGUGGAGCAGAGUCGGGAACCAGCAAUCAUCUCACCACGCACGCCACAUUCAUACUAUCUCAGCUGCCAGCGCUCCGUAACAUGCUCAAUCAGCUUCGUCCUCGGCUAGCCACAUUGCCCAAGUCGGCCGAUGAUAUGGAACUUGAUAGCAGGAAGGCUGAACGACGAGCCUACAUCGAGAGCAGAAUCAGACUCCACCUGGAGAGGGCAGGAGAACUCGCCAUGGACGAAGGGAAUAUUGUCCUGGCAGGUAGAAAGAUCAGAGCUAAUGAAGCGCAAGCUGUGGAGAAUGUUAUGGGAAUGCUUGUGGAUGACGAGAAGAAGAAUUCUUCAUAGUGGAACGAUCCUACAAUUUUUACACCAUGGUCAUGAUUCUUUGGGUGUCCAUAGGCGCUUUUUGGUUCCGCGAUUACGGCAAGGUUUGUUUACGGAGUUCUGCCUGGAUGUCCCUAUACCUCUGCAUGAGCUAAGGACGGUGGGACCGAUGACUUUAUA